AUGCUGCAAUCAAGGUGUUGGCAACAAGCAAAAACCUCUUCAUUCUUAUUGAUAAAGCGAUUUUUCACUUUUCAGAAUGAAAAACCUGUGCUAACUCUGUUCACAAAGGAUCCAUGUCCACUGUGUGAAGAAGCUAAAGAAAUUCUUGCACCAUAUAUGCAUAGGUUUACUUUCGAACAAGUGGACAUCACUCUUCCAGAAAACUCUGCUUGGUACGAGAGAUAUAAAUACGACAUUCCUGUUUUUCACUUAAAUGGACGGUUUCUAAUGAUGCACAGAGUAAACUUGAAAAAACUGGAGAAGUCUCUUGAUAAACUGAAGCAGCAAGAUGAAAAACCAUGACUGUCUAGUAUGGGUUAAAAUAUAUCCCUCUGCUGACAUUUAUUUUUGUGUUGUUUAUUAAAGAAAAUAAUGUAUAUACCCUAAAAGUCUGAUCUGCCAUACGCUGAAAACUCUGUAUAAGUAAUACAUUUCAUUAGGAUUCCCUUGUUGGUACAAUUGUAAUUUAUUUUUUUAUGUGCACCGAGUUAUUACAGUUCAAACAUCUUUCGGAUAAGUACAGACUUACAUUUUAUAAAGAGUUCUUUAUUGAUUUAAUAAUACAAUGCAAAUGUUUAGAAA
Messenger RNA from Bombina bombina (fire-bellied toad), 621 nucleotides. It is a transcript of the gene C2H5orf63, whose product is annotated as chromosome 2 C5orf63 homolog. The transcript is spliced from 3 exons. NCBI's taxonomy places the organism in Eukaryota, Metazoa, Chordata, Amphibia, Anura, Bombinatoridae. The record is from RefSeq and is a predicted model, not a curated record. Bases 1 to 342 code for a protein of 113 amino acids.